Molecule: messenger RNA, 3979 nt
Organism: Drosophila grimshawi
Lineage: Eukaryota; Metazoa; Arthropoda; Insecta; Diptera; Drosophilidae
Gene: trpl
Product: transient-receptor-potential-like protein
Exons: 13
Coding region: 532-3906 (1124 amino acids)
Biological process (GO): manganese ion transport; regulation of cytosolic calcium ion concentration; calcium ion transmembrane transport
Cellular component (GO): cation channel complex; membrane
Molecular function (GO): store-operated calcium channel activity; protein binding; inositol 1,4,5 trisphosphate binding
Source: RefSeq, a predicted model, not a curated record
UGUAUAUAAAUUGUAUAAAAAAUAGUUGCGGCUGAACCGUAUGCAAUACAAAAGUUAAACCACAAUAUUUUUUAGUAGCUCUCUAAGCCACAUGAAAUUUCUGCGACCAUUGUGCGGCAAAGCUGAACAAUUGCACACGUUUCUGUGCGCCAGAAUGCAAGAAGUAAGUGGCUUAAGUGUUCCACCGGCCAAGUGAAUUAUGUUACCAGCAAGCCCGGCACAGAAAGAUAGAGAGAGAGAGAGAGAAAGAGAGAGAGAGAGCAGUAAAUAGAGCGAAAGAGAGCGAAAGAGUUGCUUUAACAAAGCAGCUGCCGGUCAUUGUGCUUAAGCAUUGCAUGCACGUGUAUUGAGAGUGUCUGUGUUUGUGUGUGUGUGUGUGUGUGAUUUUGAGUGUGUGUGUGUGUACGUGUGUGUGUUAGCAAUACCUGCUGCAAUUCUGUUGCAUACUAUUUGAAUUGACUGCUAACCAAACCUGCGACGUGAGCAAAAGAGUGUCAAACUUGCAGACUAUAUAAAACUUCAAGCAUUAAGAUGAAAAUGUUUCUGAAUCAGUUGCCGCCGGGUGGCUUGAAUGCCUCUGGUGGUGGCGCCCCUAAAACUGUGGGCGGCUGUUGUGUGCCGCUGGGAUUACCGCAACCUUUGCUGCUCGAGGAGAAGAAAUUCCUGCUCGCCGUCGAGCGAGGCGAUAUACCAAAUGUGCGCAGAAUACUGCAGAAGGCACUGCGACAGCAGCAUAUCAAUAUCAAUUGCAUGGAUCCAUUGGGCAGGCGAGCCCUAACGGUGGCCAUUGAUAACGAGAACCUGGAGAUGGUCGAGCUGCUGGUUAUCAUGGGCGUGGAGACAAAAGAUGCCCUGCUGCAUGCCAUCAAUGCGGAGUUCGUUGAGGCCGUUGAGCUGCUGCUCGAGCACGAGGAGCUCAUAUUCAAGGAGGGCGAGCUCUACAGCUGGCAGAAGGUGGACAUAAAUGCGGCAAUGUUCGCACCGGACAUAACUCCACUGAUGCUGGCCGCGCACAAGAAUAACUUUGAGAUAUUGCGCAUACUUUUGGAUCGGGGUGCGGCGGUGCCAGUGCCACAUGAUAUACGUUGCGGCUGUGAGGAGUGCGUGCGUCUUAUUAACGAAGAUUCGCUGCGGCACUCGCUCUCACGCGUGAAUAUCUAUCGUGCCCUAUGCAGUCCCUCGCUCAUCUGUCUCACCUCCAACGAUCCCAUACUGACCGCCUUUCAGCUGUCCUGGGAACUGCGCAAUCUCGCGCUCACCGAGCAGGAGUGCACGGCGGAGUAUAUGGAACUGCGUAGGCAGUGCCAGCAAUUCGCCUGCUCUCUACUGGAUCAAACGCGCUCCUCCAAUGAGCUGGCUAUAAUAUUGAACUAUGAUCCGAACACAUCUUCCUAUGAGCCCGGUGAUCGCAUGAGUCUUACGCGACUCGUGCAGGCAAUUUCCUAUAAGCAGAAGACGUUUGUGGCCCAUUCGAAUAUACAGCAAUUGCUGUCGUCAAUUUGGUAUGAGGGACUGCCCGGAUUCAGGCGCAAGUGCUUCGUGGACAAAUUCAUUUGCAUUGCCCAGGUGGCGAUGCUGUUUCCAAUCUACUGUUUCAUCUAUAUGUGUGCGCCCAACUGUCGAACGGGUCAAUUGAUGCGAAAGCCGUUUAUGAAGUUCCUCAUCCAUGCCUCAUCCUAUGUGUUCUUCCUGAUUAUCCUCAUAUUGGUCUCGCAGCGUGCGGACGAUGAGCUUGUCCGUUUCCUUGGCACGGCCCGAAUGAAGGCCGAGCUUGAAGAGCAGGAGCGACGACAACGGGGCCAGGCGCCCAGCCGGUUGGAGAUAGUCGUUGUGCUCUACGUGAUUGGUUUCAUAUGGGAGGAGGUGCAGGAGAUAUUUGCCGUCGGCAUGCGGAGGUAUUUGCGUAACAUGUGGAACUUUAUCGAUUUUCUGCGCAACAGCCUCUACGUGUGCGUCAUGUGUCUGCGUGCCUUUGCCUAUAUCCAGCAGGCAACGGAAAUAGCGACAGAUCCACAGAUGGCCUAUAUACCGCGCGAAAAGUGGCACGACUUUGACCCACAUCUAAUUGCCGAGGGCCUGUUUGCGGCGGCUAACAUUUUUUCUGCCUUGAAGCUGGUGCAUUUGUUCAACAUUAAUCCACACUUGGGUCCGCUGCAAAUAUCGCUGGGUCGAAUGGUCAUUGAUAUUGUCAAGUUCUUCUUCAUCUACACCCUCGUUCUGUUCGCCUUUGCCUGUGGCCUCAAUCAGUUGCUCUGGUAUUUCUCGGCACUGGAGAAGAGUAAAUGCUAUGUCCUGCCAGAUGGGAAGGCGGAUUGGGCUUCGCACGGCGACUCCUGCAUGAAAUGGCGACGCUUUGGCAAUCUGUUUGAGACAUCGCAAUCGCUGUUCUGGGCCAGCUUUGGCAUGGUUGACCUCGAUGACUUUGAGCUGACGGGCAUCAAGUCAUACACCCGAUUUUGGGGCCUGCUUAUGUUUGGCUCGUACAGCGUCAUCAAUGUGAUUGUUUUGAUGAAUCUACUCAUUGCCAUGAUGUCCAAUUCCUAUGCCAUGAUUGAUGAGCAUUCGGACACCGAGUGGAAAUUUGCUCGAACCAAACUCUGGAUGAGCUACUUUGAGGACAGUGCCACAUUGCCACCGCCGUUUAAUGUGCUGCCCUCAGUUAAAUGGGUUAUUAGAAUGUUUCGAAAGUCCAGCAAGGCCAUUGAUCGACAGCGCUCUAAGAAACGCCAGGAGCAGGAGAAGUAUAAUAAAUAUGAUAAUAUUAUGCAUUCCCUGAUCUGGCGGUAUAUUUCUGCAAUGCAUCGCAAGUUUGAGGACAAUCCGGUCACCGAGGAUGAUAUCAAUGAGCUCAAGAGCGAGAUUAGCACAAUGCGCUACGAAAUGUUGGAGAUAUUCGAGAAUAGCGGACUGGAUGUGUCAUCAGCGAAUAAGAAAGAGAAGCAAACGAAACCGCGUCGCACGAAAGUCUGGGAGCGUCGUCUGAUGAAGGGCUUCCAGGUGGCGCCAGUGCACACGAGCAGCGAACAGGACCUGCUCAGCAAUGUGAAUGGCGAGGGUGAAAUGCAUGAGGUCAAAGUGGAGAAGGUGCCCUCGAAGCCAGCCAAGGAGACGGCCAGGGAGCGUUUCCAGCGUGUGGCUCGCACAGUGCUCCUCCAGUCGAGCACACACAAGUGGAAUGUGGUGCUUCAUGGCACGCUGCAGCACUCACAGAUUGGACGCAGCACCAAAUACCAGCGCAAGAGCCUUCAAAAUUUGGGCAAGGCCAUCGAGGAGGCCAAAAAGCUCAUUCUGCUCAAUCCGGGCAGCUCGUCGGGCCGCGAGUCGCCCAUACGCAUAGAGUUUGUGGACGAGAAAUCCAGCACUUUACUGGAGCUGCUCAAUCAGAUCAGCGAUGAGAUCAGCAGCUGUGAGCGACCACGAGUGAAGCCACCCUGCUGGCGACCACCUACAAAAUCUGUUGCUGGACGCGCCAUGGCUGCCAAUAAUGAGUGGUCCAGAUCGAAUACGGCACCGGAACUGCAACUCAACCGGAAAUCCAAGCCGGCGCCACAGUCCACUAAGAGUCGCAGCAGCAAUCGGACACGUGAGUUGCCUCUCUGCCCCAGCAAAUUGGCCACAAUAGCUGCAACGGCGCCGGUUGCCCCAACAACAGUUAACAACAACCGGGCCAAGACGACGACCACAAUGCCUUUUUCUGUGGAAUUUAAACUAGCUGAGCGAAUGAGGAGCAGGGGCAACUUCCCCUCAUCCUCGUCCAUUGGCGUGCCGUCGAGUAAUUCAACUGCCAUCGACUUACAUGUUGUCGAUUUAGAUGAGCGCUCUUCAAGUGGCGCUGCAUUCGAUAAGGAUAGCAUAUCCGAUGUUAGCUCUGUUCUAAGCAUGAGUCCCAAGCGGCCAAAUCAUUAAAUGUCCCGCUCGCGUGACCUCUUGUGAUAAAGCUUAUACAAAACAUAUAUAAAUAUAUAUGUAAUAAAACUUA